AUGGUCACACUGAUGGUGACCGUAAGACAUCAUCCCUGCUGCCGUAUCGUCCCCAUCAAUUUCGUCGUGGUCAAAGCUGACUCUCCUUAUAAUUUAUUGAUGGGCCGACCUACGCUUAACGCUUUACAUGCAGUAUACUCCACGUAUCAUUUAAUCUUCAAAUUUCCAACUCCGGCAGGCGUGACCGAGGUGAGCAGUGACGUAGGUGUUGUGCGAGAAUGUUACCUCGCCACCUUGCAAGCCGCCUCCACCUCAACCUCCGGAACGAGGCCAGAGAGAAUGUCCAGUAUCCUCUCAAUCAAUUGUAUCGAUUCUCAACAGACCGGGAAGCCGAAAAGGUUAGAGACCGGAGAUGAGGUAGAGGAUAUCCCCUUGGAUCUCUCCAGGCCCGAUCAGACCAUCCACGUCGGCGUCCAUUUGCCUGACUCGCUUAAGAUACAGAUGGCACGCUCGGUCAAACAAAAGAGAAGGCACUUCGGCCCAGAGCGCAGCCAAGCAGUAGGCGAGGAGGUGGACAAACUCCUGCCUGAGAAGAUUAUCAGGGAAGUGCAGUACCCAACCUGGUUAUCCAACCCAAUCAUGGUCAAGAAGGACACGGGGGCCUGGAGAAUGUCCGUUGAUUUUACCGACUUGAAUAAGGCCUGUCCUAAGAACUGCUACCCAUUGCCUAGAGGCGACGCCCUGGUGGAUUCGGCCAUGGGUUACGAAAUCUUCUGUUUUCUCGAUGCCUUUAAGGGGUAUCACUAG
This is a messenger RNA of Coffea eugenioides, 747 nucleotides long. RefSeq lists its product as uncharacterized. The record is from RefSeq and is a predicted model, not a curated record. The transcript is spliced from 2 exons. Bases 1 to 747 code for a protein of 248 amino acids. Lineage: Eukaryota; Viridiplantae; Streptophyta; Magnoliopsida; Gentianales; Rubiaceae.